CACCGCGCGGGGGGCCCGCCGCAGGGAGUCAUGGCAGAUUCAUAUUCCUGUAGAGGCGGGAAGAAAAUCGCUGGAUCUAGCAAAGCGAGCGCUGUCAGAGAAAGCCAUAAGAUGGAGAUGAAGAUCAGCCCGGCGUACGAGCAAUCACGACUUGGAAAUGCAACCAAUGAUAAAGCUGAAGGCAAAAAGAAAGGAAGACCCAAGGCGGAAAGCCAAGCCCUGAAGGAUAUUCCUCUGCCUUUGAUGAACCAGUGGAAAGACGAGUUCAAGGCCCAUUCCAGGGUACAAUGCCCCAACUCUGGCUGCUGGCUGGAGUUCCCCAGCAUCUACGGCCUGAAAUACCACUAUCAGCGCUGUCAAGGGGGUGCCAUCUUGGAGAAACGGACCUUCCCUUGUUCGUACUGCGAAGCGGCCUUCACUUCCAAAACCCAGCUGGAAAAGCACCGCCUCUGGAACCAUCUGGAUAGGCCCCUGCCAGCUGUCGUCCCCCCGGUAGACCACAAAAUGCAAAAAGCAGCUAGCAAAGGGGGUGGCAAGAAAAGAGCUGCCGAGCGGUCGCCUUCCCCCACCAUCCAUCCCAAACAGGCCAAGGGAGAAAAGGCUAUUGCCCUCCAGCGCCCCGAGAACGGGGAGUGUGCAGCGACAAAGAAGGACGGCAAAGCGUUCCAAGCUGUGGCAGCAGGCGGUGGUGGGGCAGCAGCGACCCCAGCCAUGCCACCAUCAAGCGGCAAAGGUUCCAAGCAGCAAAGUAGGCAAGCCAUCGUUCAGGAGGAAGACCCCGAGCGGAUGAAGCACAGAAGGAAACAGAAAACUCCUAAGAAAUUUACGGGGGAGCAGCCGUCCAUCUCGGGCACAUUUGGACUGAAAGGGCUGGCAAAAGCCGAGGACAAGGCGAAAGCCCAUCGAGCCAAGAAACUGGAGGCAGCCUUAAGCAGCAACAGCGUUCACAAUGAAGAGCUGAAAAAGAAACUGCCGGCGUCCAGUAUCAAAAAGGAGACAGCGCCGACUGCAGCCGCUCCUUUGUCAACAGUGAGCCCGGAGGAACAGUGGCAGCGGACAAUCAACGAGAAAGGAGAAGUGGCCUGUCCAACUUGCAGCAUGAUCACCCGGAAAACGGUCCUUGGACUCAAGAAGCACAUGGAAGUUUGCCAAAAACUUCAAGACGCCUUGAAAUGUCAGCACUGUAAGAAGCAAUUCAAAUCCAAAGCAGGACUGAAUUAUCACACCAUGGCUGAACAUGUCAACAAGCCCGUUCCUGUGGAAGCUGCCGCUCCUCUUAACGAACACGAAGAGCGAGAGAGGCUGAGGAGAGUGCUGAAGCAGAUGGGAAAACUCAAAUGCCCCAAUGAGGGGUGCAUGGCUACCUUCUCCAGCCUUAUGGGGUACCAGUACCACCAGAAGCGGUGUGGGAAGCAGCCAUCAGAAGUGGAAAAGCCCGUCUUCACAUGUCCCCAUUGCGGGAAGAUUUACAAGUCCAAAGCUGGGCACGAUUACCACGUGAGGUCGGAGCAUCCGUCAACGCCUCCUGCACCCCCUGAAACAAAGCCUGAAGUCAGCCCAAUCGAAGAUUUCGAGAGGACCCCCAGUGGCAGGAUCCGGCGCACGUCUGCCCAAGUCGCCGUUUUCCAUUUGCAGGAGAUAGCUGAAGACGAGCUGGCCAAGGACUGGACCAAACGGAGGCUGAAGGACGACUUGGUUCCUGAAACGAAACGGCUAAAUUAUACCCGGCCUGGGCUACCAAAGCUGAACCCGCGGCUUCUGGAGACCUGGAAGAAUGAAGUGAAGGAGAAAGGACACAUCAACUGCCCUAAUAAUUGCUGCGCCGCCAUCUAUUCCAGCGUGUCUGGUUUAAAAGCCCACCUUGCAAACUGCAACAAGGGAGACCACUCUGUGGGGAAAUAUAGAUGUCUUCUGUGUCAGAAGGAAUUUAGCUCAGAAAGUGGAGUCAAGUAUCACAUAAUUAAGACCCACUCAGAGAACUGGUUCCGAACCUCUACAGAGACGAUCCAGAAAAAAAAGAGCAGAGAGCAGACCGUUCCCGACAGCGAAGAGCAAAAGAAAAGCCCAGAUGGGAAGAAAAGAGGCCGAAAGCCAAAGGAGAGACCCCCGGAAGUUUUCCUCAAAGAAAGCACAGCAGAAAAGACUAAUCAUAAGAAAACAACAGGGUUGUGGCAGACCGCAGACUGCAGCCCUGAUGGGAUAGAGCACAGCAACAAGUCCCCCCACAGCAAGAAAGGGGGAGCCAGUAAGAUGCCCGAGAAAUAAGAAGU
This is a messenger RNA of Eublepharis macularius, 2270 nucleotides long. RefSeq names its product zinc finger protein 512B (gene ZNF512B). The coding region runs from base 31 to 2265 and encodes 744 amino acids. The record is from RefSeq and is a predicted model, not a curated record. Gene Ontology annotation, molecular function: zinc ion binding. The transcript is spliced from 17 exons. NCBI's taxonomy places the organism in Eukaryota, Metazoa, Chordata, Lepidosauria, Squamata, Eublepharidae.